CCUUGCGCUUGCGUACUACUGCCCCAGCCCGUCGCCGCGGCCCGGAUCGGGAAGUGUCAAGCGGGAGCCGGGUUCCCCGUCUUCGCCGCGAUCACCGCUGAACCCGGACUCCUUACACAGUCCGGGGCUCAGCCACCAUGACCAACGUGUACUCCUUGGAUGGGAUUCUGGUGUUUGGUUUGCUCUUUGUUUGCACCUGUGCCUACUUCAAGAAAGUACCUCGUCUCAAAACCUGGCUGCUGUCAGAGAAGAAGGGAGUUUGGGGUGUGUUUUACAAAGCUGCUGUGAUUGGAACCAGGCUGCAUGCUGCUGUGGCCAUCGCCUGCGUUGUAAUGGCCUUUUACGUCUUGUUUAUAAAAUGAAUUCCAAAGUAUCCAACUCAUCAGCUGCCAAACAAGGGGACAAGGGUGAAGAACCUGUGGGAGGCCUGGACCCAGUGUAGCAGAGUUCAGCUAAAAUCAUCAAAGUCCCCAGGAUGACACCAGAGCAUCUGUCCCUGCCAUAUGUCAGGGAAACUCCUCAUGGUCAUGAACAUUAUUUGUACUCCAGGGGACUCCAGAAAGCCAUCUUCCUUUGAUCUGUGUGUAAAUCAGCCCUCAGCAGUGAGCAUAUAAUGCCCAGAUAAAUUACAUCCCUCAGUGAUAAGAUUAUAUACCUCUUGCUUAAAAGCCUGUCACCUGGGCUGGGGUCAUAGCUCAGUGGUAAAGCGUUUGCUUAACAUGAGGCCUUGGGUUUGAGUCCCAGGACUGCAAAACAAAUAACAACAACAAAAUCCUGUCACCUAUUUUGUUCUUUGGUCCCUCAUCAGGAUCUUUUUAAACUGAGACUCUUAGGGAAGGACAUAAGCUAUGUUCAGACCUCUUGGAAGGAGAAAUAAUUUUCAAGACUUCUUUAUCUCCAAAUUUGGAUUUGGCAAAUUAGGGAGGGAGGGUGGUGGGUGGGAAAUGGAAGGUAUGAAAAGCCAAGAAAGUGACUUUAGAAAUGUACCCAUCUGGGAACACGAGAGAGAAGCAUGGCUCUCACUGCAGAAAGGAACAGAUGAAGCAGCUUGCUAUAUGCUGGCAGCUUGAGGGUUUUGGCAAGAGUCUGAGCUUACAUAAAAUUGGAGAGUUGUCUUUGUAUGAGACUAGAAACCAGUGAUUUGACACAAGAAAACAUUUUCUCUCUACCUUAUCCUCAAAGGAGACUUCAUUCAAUGAAAUGGUACAUGAAAAAUGAAUCAACUGUUGCUAUUUCCUAAAGCUUUUUUGUAUUUUCUAAAUUACUUAGUGCUAAAUACUGUUCUUCAGUUUUAAAUGCCACCACUAGGGGAAACAGAAAGUAUUGAAGAAAUAAUUGUUUAAUAUAUUGCAGUUAGGGUAGAAGAAAGAAAUUCGUAUAUCAAUUCAUAUACUAGUUAAAUCAUCUAGUAUAAGAAUUUAUUGUAAUGAUAGGUGGGAGUUUUGUCAUGCUAUAAGAGAUACAGACUUAUUUUUAAAAUGUGGAUUAUGGCAAUUUUCAGUUGAUUGCUUGAUUUUCUUGAUCAACCCCUAAUUUUCUUCAUACUGCGGUGCUCUUUUAUUAUCUGGAAAUUCUGUAGGAACAUGGGACAUUCAAAUGAGAGAAGUUGCUGGUAUUUGUUGACAUAUUUGGACAGUUGAUAGGCUCCAUUAAUAAAAUGAGAGUGUUUUAUGGAAUAAAGUUAAACAGAACUUUGCAGUUGAGAGUGAGGGCUUUUCAUGGAAUAUGGUAGCAAAUCAUUGUCGAUUACUGAACAUUUGGAGGGAAGACUUCUCCACUCGCUCCUCGUCAUAUCAGCUGAUGGAGUUAUGUAACCUAGAAUGUCUAUCUAAAAAAAAGAGUUGGUCUAAAAUUGAAUUAUAAUAAGCAAACAUAACAUAGAUCUUCCAGUUGAAUUGUUCAUUACAGUGAAACUUGGUAAGUCAGCUGUGAUUGACUCUUGUAUGGCAUAAAUGAUCUGUCUGCUUACUCCAAAAGAGUAAAAGCUGCUAAGAGGUUUAGGUUCUGAAAUUUGCAGUUUAGUACUUCGAAAGGUUUUAAAAACAUAGAAGGUUAAGUAAAUUCUACAUGUGUUUUUUCAUCUCAGAUUUGUAGGUGUUAUCUCUUCAGGAAUUGGUCAACAGGGUAAAUUUCAGUGAUUCAGAUAUUUUUCAUUGUCAUUUCUGAGGACUUUUCUGAAAGAAAGGGAAUCUAGGGAAAUAGGAAAGAAGAGUUAUAUUUGUGGGUGUCAGUUUGGAACCUGUUGGCCAAAUGGAAUGUCACUCUGAGGAAAAGGGUUCAGCAUGUUUUGCACUUGUUAUUUUGUAGCUUUAAUGACUUUUUUUCUAAUAGAGCUAAUGUCUCUAAGUUUGGACCUUAGAGAUGCUUCAUAUUUUAAACUAGUCUCAUUCUACACUUGUAUUUCAAGCCAAUUUUUACAGUUUCCUGGGUGGGUUAUCUUGAUCUAAAUUCUUGAGUUGUUAUAUUUUGAGAUGUUGUCAUACCACGAUGUACCAAAAAGUGCACAAGUAAAAGGUGAUUUACAGCAAAAAGCAAAUACAUGGUUUAUUUAAUUUCUUAACUUUAAGCGGAUAAACAGAAACUUGUUUAACUCAUUACUUUGGCUGAUGUGUCAUAUAUUUUGGGCUAGAAAUUAUAAGAAGCUAUUCCUCUGGAGAACAAUAUUGGGCUGAAGAUACGAGGAUAGCAGUGUCGCCUCAGAUUCCACUUUGCAUUACCAUAAGCCCGGGAUGGAAUCAAGUUGCUCCUUUUUAUAGUAGAAGUACAGUUUUAUAUUCAUCACUCUCUGCAGAGAUCCUUGAAAAUAAAAUGUUUCCCUAUAA
Molecule: messenger RNA, 2822 nt
Organism: Chinchilla lanigera (long-tailed chinchilla)
Lineage: Eukaryota; Metazoa; Chordata; Mammalia; Rodentia; Chinchillidae
Gene: Tmem167b
Product: transmembrane protein 167B
Exons: 3
Coding region: 138-362 (74 amino acids)
Source: RefSeq, a predicted model, not a curated record